Molecule: messenger RNA, 432 nt
Organism: Opisthorchis viverrini
Lineage: Eukaryota; Metazoa; Platyhelminthes; Trematoda; Opisthorchiida; Opisthorchiidae
Exons: 2
Source: RefSeq, a predicted model, not a curated record
UUCGUGGAGGCUGACAAGUCCGUCGAGGAUUGCAGCAACUGCGGGAAACGGCGAAGAAAAUCUGUUAUUGAGGAGAAACACAUUGUAACGGGGCCAAAGGUGACCUUCCAAGAAAAGCAAAAAUGGUCAUACACUCUGGUGUUGCUGUCGCUGGUUUUUCCCAUGCCCGAGGUCAUCACCUAUCAAUUGUUGUAUGAUCUGCGGAGAAUCACACGGCCUCAUUGUCAACGGGGUAACAUACUGGAGUGGUGUGGUCAGUGUCAUAAAACAGGCGACUUAAGUGGAAAGAGUGGUAUUUCAGGGAACCACUCCCCAAUGUCCGACGGAACUAACAUGUACAUUGAAAAUUCGGCGAUGAAGAAGAGUGCGGACGACGGGGUCGAUAGGUCCCUGGGUGUGAGCUGUUGGCCGAAGGAGACUGCACUUGCUAUG